Molecule: messenger RNA, 7470 nt
Organism: Notechis scutatus (mainland tiger snake)
Lineage: Eukaryota; Metazoa; Chordata; Lepidosauria; Squamata; Elapidae
Source: RefSeq, a predicted model, not a curated record
UCAUUAGUUUCCUGAGUUUUUAAACUUAGCAUUUAAAAUAGAAUAAAUUAAAGAAUUUCAUGGUCUUUUUAACAGUUGUUGAAAUGGUGUUUAAAGUGUUGGGAGACCUAUGUUCAAGUCUACACUCAAUCAGAAAAGCUCACUGAUUCAUUUCGAGACAGCCUCCACUUCUCAGAUCACAGGGUUGUUAUGGUAAAAUACAGAGUGAAGGCAGGAUGGAAAUCUAACAAAAAAUAAAAAUAAGUCAGUUUCAGCCAUAUAUAUCUUCUUUAAAAAUGAGAGUAGAACCAUCUAAAUGUACAAUUUUUGCUAAGCAUGAUUAGUUAAUGAAAAAUAUAAUUUCAUUAAAAUACUUUGUCUUUGUUUGUAGAUGGUGUUCUAGCACUGAAUGUAGAAUAAUACUUAUCUCUGGCAAAUUUCAGACUUCUGUAAGUGUGAAUCUUUUGGUCUUUUUCAAAAGACACACUGUUUUGGCGCCACAUGAGGGAUCAUGAGCAAAAUGACAAGCCUCAUCAGUGUGACCAAUGUCCAAUGUCAUUUAAUGUUGAGUUCAAUCUUACAUUGCACAAAUGUACUCACAAUGGGCAAGAUCCUAUGUGUCCUGUUUGCAACAAAAAAUUCUCAAGAGUGGCUAGUCUUAAAGCUCAUAUUAUGCUUCAUGAAAAAGAAGAGAAUCUCAUCUGUUCAGAAUGUGGAGAUGAGUUCACUUUGCAGAGCCAGUUGGCCCUUCAUAUGGAAGAACAUCGCCAAGAGCUGUCUGGAAGCAAAACCCAUAUCUGUAAAACCUGUAAGAAAGAGGUUGAAACUGCUUCCCAACUGAAGGAACAUAUGAAAACUCACUAUAAAAUAAGGGUAUCAAAUACCAGGUCAUAUAAUAGAAAUAUUGACCGAAGUGGGUUUACAUAUUCAUGUCCACAUUGUGGAAAGACUUUCCAGAAACCAAGUCAGUUAACACGACAUGUUCGAAUACACACAGGUGAAAGGCCAUUUAAGUGUAGUGAAUGUGGAAAGGCUUUUAAUCAGAAAGGUGCAUUGCAAACCCAUAUGAUCAAACACACUGGUGAAAAACCGCAUCCUUGUGCCUUUUGCCCUGCAGCCUUUUCUCAGAAAGGCAACCUUCAAUCACACAUUCAAAGAGUGCACUCAGAGGUAAAGAAUGGCCCUAUGUAUAACUGUACAGAUUGUAGUUGUAUUUUCAAAAGCUUAGGCAGCUUAAAUACUCAUAUCAGCAAGAUGCAUAUGAGCGCCACACAAAACACAACAAAUUCUACUACAGAAACAGCUCAUAUUACAACGGAUUCGGUGGCUCAGCCAUUGACGUUAACAACAGUUAAUUUACUGCAGCCUGUGGACAAUAAAUGGAAAAAUACAGAAAAUCCAAUAACUCCAGCUGUAGGACAUCAAGGUCAGCAAUCAGUAACUGAUGUCAUUCAACAACUCCUUGAAUUGUCAGAGCCAGUGGAAAACAAUCCAUCCCAGCCAUCUAGUCAGCAACUCAGUAUGGCUGUGGGAAUCAACAGAGAUAUUUUGCAGCAAGCCUUGGAAAAUAGUGGGCUAUCCUCAAUACCAGUUUCAGCAAACACUGACUGCAGUGAAACGAAGACUCCUCCGAGUCCAGAAGAAGCUGCAGAUGCUCAGAAUCUCUCCGGUCAUCAAGUCAACUCCAACAAUACGGAACAAGUUAAAGAGCGAGACAACCCAGAGAAAGUAGACAAAAAAGAAAAAAGGGUUCUGAAGAAAAAAUCCCCAUUUUUACCUGGUUCCAUACGUGAGGAGAACGGAAUACGAUGGCAUAUUUGCCCGUACUGCUCUAAGGAAUUUAAAAAACCCAGUGAUCUUGUACGGCAUAUACGCAUUCACACUCAUGAAAAGCCAUUCAAAUGUCCACAGUGUUUCCGGGCCUUUGCUGUGAAGAGUACUCUCACAGCACAUAUAAAAACGCACACGGGCAUUAAGGCUUUUAAGUGUCAGUACUGUAUGAAGUGCUUUUCUACCUCAGGAAGUUUGAAAGUACAUAUUCGCUUGCAUACAGGUAUUAGACCCUUUGCUUGUCCACACUGUGACAAAAAGUUUCGAACUUCAGGUCACAGAAAGACACACAUUGCUUCUCACUUUAAACAUACUGAACUGAGAAAGAUGCGGCAUCAGCGGAAACCUGCAAAAAUUCGAAUAGGCAAGAGCAAUGUGCCAGUACCUGAUAUUCCUUUACAGGAACCAAUCCUCAUCACAGAUUUAGGUCUUAUUCAGCCAAUCCCAAGGAAUAGCCAAUUUUUCCAAAAUUAUUUCAAUAAUAAUUUUGUGAAUGAAGCAGACCGGCCAUACAAAUGCUAUUACUGUCACAGAGCUUAUAAGAAGUCUUGUCAUCUUAAACAGCAUAUCCGAUCACACACUGGUGAAAAACCAUUCAAAUGUUCUCAGUGUGGAAGAGGCUUUGUAUCAGCCGGAGUGCUAAAAGCGCAUAUUCGAACCCACACUGGAUUAAAAGCAUUCAAGUGUCUUAUAUGCAAUGGAGCUUUCACCACUGGAGGCAGUCUGCGGAGGCACAUGGGCAUCCACAAUGACCUUCGGCCCUAUAUGUGUCCCUAUUGUCAGAAAACAUUCAAAACCUCAUUAAAUUGCAAAAAACAUAUGAAAACGCACAGGUAUGAGCUCGCCCAGCAGCUUCAGCAACAUCAGCAAGCUGCUUCCAUUGACGACACAGCUGUAGAUCAGCAGAAUAUACAUGUUUCUACUCAAAUGCAAGUGGAAAUUGAAAGUGAAGAGUUGCAGCAAACUGAAGCUGUUGCAACAGAUCAGGAAGCUAUUUUAGAUUUAGAACAGCAGCAGGUUGUUGACACUGAAGAAGCUGAACUCAGGCCACAAUUGACUGAUCAAUCAUUAGGUCAAGAGGAAGAUAGAUUUGUGACAUCCCAGCAUGCACUGCAAGAAAAUAUAAACCAGUUUGAGCAGGAAACUAUAGUACAGCAAUCAUUUGAUCAGCAAGGAUUAUCACAAGGUUUUACAGUUAAUGAUGGCUACAGUCAACCAAGUCAGUUUCCAGCAGUACAGCAGCUUCAGGAUUCAAGCACUCUUGAAUCUCAGGCUCUUUCAACAAGCUACCAUCAACCAAGUCUACUUCAGGUUCCUGCCCCCGACACUAUCAAUGUAGCUACCCGGUUAGUUCAAGAUCAGUCAUCAGACCUUGAGAUGCAUGCGCAGCGUUCCCAGUUUCUGGAAGAUAACGAUGAUCAAAGCAAAAGAUCUUACAGGUGUGAGUAUUGCAAUAAGGGGUUCAAGAAAUCUAGCCACUUGAAGCAGCACGUCCGUUCACACACUGGGGAGAAGCCUUAUAAGUGCCAACUGUGUGGCCGGGGAUUUGUCUCUUCCGGAGUUCUUAAAUCUCAUGAGAAAACACAUACAGGAGUUAAAGCAUUCAGUUGCAGUAUUUGUAAUACUUCCUUCACCACCAAUGGAAGCCUUACUAGACAUAUGACAACUCAUAUGAGUAUGAAGCCCUACAAGUGCCCAUUUUGUGAUGAAAGCUUCAGAACCACAGUUCACUGCAAAAAACAUAUGAAAAAGCAUCAAACAGUGUCUUCAACAGCAGCAACAGGUGGAGAGGUAGCAGGAGGGGACGAAGAAGAGGCAACAUCUGAAAAGACAAGCUCUCGAAAAUCUAGGCCGGGUGUUAUCACAUUCACGGAGGAGGAAACAGCUGAACUUGCAAAAAUUAGACCUCAGGAAAGUGCCACUGUCUCUGAAAAAGUUCUCGUCCAGUCUGCAGCCGAAAAGGACAGGAUUAGUGAAAUCAAAGACAAACAAGCGGAAAUGGAGGCUGAGCCAAAAUAUGCCAAUUGUUGUACUUACUGCCCAAAAAGCUUUAAAAAACCAAGUGACUUAGUUAGGCACGUACGUAUCCAUACGGGAGAAAAACCUUACAAAUGUGAUGAAUGUGGAAAAAGUUUUACUGUAAAGUCGACUUUGGACUGUCAUGUAAAAACACACACAGGUCAGAAACUUUUCAGCUGCCACGUAUGUAGUAAUUCAUUUUCUACAAAAGGGAGUUUGAAAGUUCAUAUGCGUCUACAUACUGGAGCAAAGCCUUUUAAGUGUCCACAUUGUGAGUUAAGGUUUCGGACUUCUGGCCGCAGGAAGACUCAUAUACAGUGCCAUUUUAAAUCAGAGGCCAAAAAAGCCAGGAAAGCUGGCUCUCGUGCUCCAGCCAAAGGUCUACAGCCAGUCAGUCUUCUGAAUUCAUCCACAAAUGAUCCUAAUGUUUUCAUCAUGAAUAACUCUGUGCUGACAGGCCAGUUUGACCAAAAUUUGCUCCAGCAAAGUAUCGUUGGUCAGGCUAUCCUUCCUGCUUCUAUGUCAGCUGGAGGUGAUUUAACUCUAUCCUUGACAGAUGGUAGUUUGGCCACCCUUGAAGGAAUACAGUUGCAACUUGCUGCCAACUUGGUUGGACAGAAUGUUCAAAUUUCUGGAAUAGAUCCUAGUAGCAUUAACAACAUUACUUUACAGAUUGACCCCAGUCUUUUGCAACAGACUCUUCAGCAGGGUAAUAUAUUGACCCAGCAGCUAACAGGAGAUCCCAGUUUGGCAUCUCAGAACUCCUCCCUACAGACAGCAGAAAGUACAGUGUCAGCAGCAAAUGUGGUAAUACAGCCUUUGUCAAGCUUGUCCUUACAGCCCAAUGUUACUUCUUCAGCAAAUAUGGCAAUGGCUGAGCAAGAAUCUGUAUUGGCUACAACUACUUCAGGUUCACAGGAUCUCUCUCAAGUUAUGACUUCACAGGGAAUGGUAUCAACUGCCAAUGGUCAACAUGAGAUUACGCUGACAAUAAAUAGUUCUGCUCUGAGUCAUGUUUUAACUCAUGCUUCUAGUUCAACCACUACCAAUUCAUCAGGAACCCCUCAAGAGAUCACCCUUACUAUAUCUGGCCAAGAUCUUAUCCAACACAUUUCCUCUGGCAACAAUGAGCUGAAUGGGAACCUACGAUUGGCAACACCUAAUAUCACUAAUCAAUCACCUUCUACCACGCUAACUAUAAAUAAUGAUCAAUUACUGUCUCAGAACCCAACGUUGAAUAGUUCUUCAGAACUCAACACUUCAAGCGGAAACCUUCCAACGACACCACCCUUGUCUCAGGCAGCUCAGAACCUAGUAAUGUCAUCCCCAGGUGUAGGAGGAGAUGGUAGUGUUACGUUGACCCUGGCUGAUACUCAGAGUAUGUUAUCUGCUGGUCUUGAUGCAGUGACACUUAAUAUCACUUCACAGGGUCAACAGUUCCCUGCUUUACUCACAGAUUCUACUCUCUCUGGCCAGACCAAUUCAAGUUCACAGCAGGUCAUCCUAGUCAGCCAUGCUCCACAUUCAGUACCUGCAAACCAUGAUGAAUUAACUUACCAGGUGAGUGAUGUUUCUCCACCUCUGUCAAAAGGUAUUCAAGUUGAAAAAGAGUCCCGCAUGCAUCAUUGUUUUGAGUGUAGUCAAACGUUUUCUUCAAUCACUGUACUAAUGCAGCAUAGCAAGGAAGUUCAUGGAAAGGAAAGAAUCCACGUCUGUCAUAUUUGCAGUAAAGCUUUCAAACGAGCCACGCAUCUGAAGGAGCAUAUGCAAACACAUCAGGCUGGACCAUCACCGAGUUCCCAAAAGCCAAGAGUAUUUAAAUGUGAUACUUGUGAAAAAGCCUUUGCUAAACCAAGUCAAUUGGAAAGACAUAGUCGCAUCCAUACAGGUGAGCGGCCCUUUCAAUGUACCUUGUGUGAGAAAGCUUUUAACCAGAAGAGUGCACUGCAAGUUCAUAUGAAAAAACAUACAGGGGAAAGGCCAUACAAAUGCGAUUACUGUACAAUGGGCUUCACCCAGAAAAGCAACAUGAAGCUUCAUAUGAAACGGGCUCACGGCUAUUCUUUAUCUUUUUACUAUGAUAGGUGCAAUGCAAGAAUCGACCAGUCAUCAAGGACAGGAAGGCGAAGACAUUAAUCGUGCCCUGAAUUUGGAAGAAGUUGUUCAAGAAUCUUCAAACGAAUGGCAGAGUAUAACCAAUAUUUUUUGAUGACUAUAAGAUGAAAGCUGCGAACGCUUUCAGGACUAGAUUUCCCCCCCCUUUUUCUAAAAAUAGUCAUCUGUGGAUUUUUACUAUUAAAGCGCAUUGCAAAUAAUAAGGAUGAUAUAGCUUUUUAAAUAUUAUGAAACACCGAAUAAAUUACCUGUCUUUUGUAAACAUAUAGAAUAUUUAAGAAACACCAGGCAAACUUUGCUGUAUUGUCUACAAUCAGUGAUCUCAGGUAGAUGGAACUUGUUUAUCUUUUCAUUCCACCAUAAGUGUAUUCUCUAAAAUGGAAAUACACCCAGACCUUGAAAUCAGUGAAAUAGUCCUUCUUGGAUGUUCUGUCAAUCAUGAGGAAUGUCUUGAGUAUUUGAAACAAAAUCAUAUGGGUGCCGUAGAUGAUGCAUGCUCCAGUGCAGAUAGUACAUGAUCUAAGGCUGUUUAAGACCUUUAAUUGGUGUUGGCAGAUAUGUCAGGAUGAUAGCUCGUAUUCAUUUCAUUUGAUGAGUGCUAUUAUUUCUUCCCUUUAAACUCAGCAAUAAUUCAAAGGAACACUUAACAACUGCGAUUCCAUGAAGUAAAUGAUGAACGCAUAUAUUUUCAUGUGGAUCUUUCAGCAGAGAAACUUUUGCUGAAUAACUAUAAAAAAUAAGCCAUAUAUUCAAGAUGGUAGGACUUAUAAGAACAAUAUAUUCCUUAAGAAGAUCAAAUUAGCUGCAGAUUAAGUUACAGCACAGUCAUUCUGAAAGAUAGCUUCGGAUUAGAAGUCCUUGUUAAUAUUGUCAUCAAUUUGUCUUGAGGGUUAUAAAAUUUUUAAAGACUACCUAGGCUUUUUCAGUAUUACUCUGAAAGGUCCCAUUCAUUCGAAAGAGGUAUAAUCAUAUCAAAAAGACCCACAUUGGAAAUAAAGCAUAAGUUCUGUUUUAGACAUUCCAAAGACAGAAGAAUCUUGCUUAAUUUUACGUUGAGAUUUUAAAAUUUCUUUAUAUGUUAUAUAUAUGUAUGUGUGUAUAUAUACAGAUAUUUAAGCCUCUGUGUGGCUGAUGAGUAUAUUUUGUAAAUAAUAAUUCCUGUUUCAAGAAGUGUUCAUAAAGUUUUCAACUUUAGAUGAACAUUUCAAAAUCAGUAUUGAUUCAUUUUAAUGCAAUGUAGACAUGUUAUAUCUUUAUGAAAAUAUUAUUGCUUUUAAUUUGUUUCUCAGUUCCAGAAAAAAAACUAUCUGUACAUAUAAUUUAUAUUUUGUGUAUUAUAAGACUAGUACUUUCUAUUUCCAAAAAAAAAAAGGAAAAAUCACUGUUUUUGAUAGGACAUCUCAUAAUUCUUUUGUUAACUCUGGACAUAUGUAUAUAAGUAAUAUAGCUGGUGACUUGAAAAUAACACUUUUGUUAUGUGGAAAUAUUUAAGUCAAACAUGUUGAAUAAUAUUAAUUUUUUUCCAAA